Lycium ferocissimum is the source of this 658-nucleotide messenger RNA. RefSeq lists its product as uncharacterized. The coding region runs from base 254 to 643 and encodes 129 amino acids. NCBI's taxonomy places the organism in Eukaryota, Viridiplantae, Streptophyta, Magnoliopsida, Solanales, Solanaceae. The transcript is spliced from 4 exons. The record is from RefSeq and is a predicted model, not a curated record.
UGUUUGGUUUUAGCUUUGAAACUACUUUUUUUUUUCUUUCCAUUUUUGUUUUUUGGCAAACAAAAAUUAAUAAUCUUACCUGUUACCUAAUGUGUACUAUGAUCAUAACAACCCCUAAUAAAUCCAUUCCUAGGACAAAACAAAACAACAUAUAUAACAGAAAGAAGUAACAAUUUUACUCAACCAAUUUUGCAAGUUAUCACAAACAAUUACUCAAUCGGUGCGUUCAUUAUAUAGCUGUCAUCCACCACCAAUGCCGUUAUCUGCGGUUGAUCCAUCAAUGGAAGAGGAUGAUGAUGACGUGGAAUACGAAGAAAUUGAGGUUGAAGAAGAUGAAGAUGACGUGGAAUACGAAGAAAUCGAGGUUGAAGUCGAAGAAGAAAUUGAGGUUGAAGAAGAAGAAGAGGUAGAAGAGGAGGAGGAGGUAGAAGAGGAAGAAGGUGAAGGAUCGAUUCCGAUGAAUGUAGAUGAUCAACAAGAAGAGGUAGAAGAAGAGGUAGAAGAGGAGCAAGAAGAGGAGGAAGAGGAAGAGGAAGAAGUACAAGGCGAAGAGGAAGAAGGUGAUGGAUCAAUUCCAUUGAAUGUAGAUGAUCAAAUAGGUUUAAUUGUCUGUAUAUCUCUUUGCUUUGCUACUUUCUCAUAGAAGAGGAGGAGGAAG